Molecule: messenger RNA, 1277 nt
Organism: Dermacentor albipictus
Lineage: Eukaryota; Metazoa; Arthropoda; Arachnida; Ixodida; Ixodidae
Product: cyclin-dependent kinase 1-A-like
Biological process (GO): protein phosphorylation; G2/M transition of mitotic cell cycle; mitotic G2 DNA damage checkpoint signaling
Cellular component (GO): nucleus
Molecular function (GO): cyclin-dependent protein serine/threonine kinase activity; ATP binding
Source: RefSeq, a predicted model, not a curated record
UUCAGCAGCUAUAGCAUGCCUGCCUAUGCGUGGCGCUGGCGCGCCUUUCGCGAGCAGCGUAUGCGCGCGGUCGGGCAGUCUCGAGCUGCUACCCGCCUUGUUCAAACGAUCCCCGGGGACCGUUUACCGCGGAUACUGCAGCUGCCUCGACCACGAACCUUCGUGCCGCUGCAGUCCUCGCGGAGACGCAUCGAGGCCGGCCUGGACAGCAUGGACAACUACGUCAUGAUGGAGAAGAUCGGGGAAGGCACGUACGGCGUCGUGUACAAGGCGAGGUGCAAGCGGAGCAACAAGACCGUGGCGAUGAAGAAGGUCCGCGUCGAGAACGCAGACGAAGGAGUGCCGUCGACGACCAUACGAGAGGUGACCCUCCUCAAGGAGCUGACGCACGAGAACAUAGUGCGCCUCGUAGACGUCGUCAUGCCGGGAUCCAACAGCGCCAUGUACUUGGUGUUUGAGUAUAUGGCCAUGGACCUCAGGAAGCGCCUGGACACGCUGCCCAAGGACAAGAAGCUGGAUGCCGCCGUGGUCAAAAAGUACGUUCGCCAGAUCCUUGACGCCAUCGUCUACUGCCACCAGCGGCGAGUACUGCACCGUGACCUGAAGCCCGCCAACCUGCUUAUCGACCAGGGGGACACGAUCAAGGUGGCCGACUUCGGCUUGUGCCGCGCGCUCACGCUAACCGCGCGCCCGUACACGCACGAGGUGGUCACCCUGUGGUACCGAGCCCCCGAAGUCAUCAUGGGCACCCGCCGCUAUUCGACGCCCGUCGAUGUUUGGAGCAUCGGAUGCAUCUUCUUCGAACUGGCCACGGGCAAGGUUCUGUUCCGCGGGGAGUCGGAGAUCGAGCAGCUGUUCCGCAUAUUCCGCGUCCUGGGCACGCCGACGGACGAGACGUGGCCCCACGUGGCGCAGCUGCCCAACUACAAGCCGAACUUUCCCUUCUGGAAGGCGAGCGUCCUGUCCGAGCUGCUCCCGGAGGUGGACGGCGAUGCGGUCGACCUGCUCGAGAAGAUGCUCCGCUACGUUCCCGGCAAGAGGAUAUCGGCCCGAGACGCCUUGGCACACCCCUACUUCGCCGGCUCGAGUGCUUCCAAGCAGGCCGACGCCGAACUCAAAGUGGAUUGAGGCAGAGUGCGCCUUCCGACUCCGCAGGCACCGCAGAACCCGGAGAUCUUCCACCGCAGAACACGGAUGGCGAAAUGCGAGGAGCACGGCUUCGGGAAACGGCAGCGUAUACGGUUUUCAGUUGUAAAUAAAGAGAGUUCAAACGCAUG